AUGAGAACAAAGAUGGCGGUCGAUUUGACUGUCGCACGCCGACAACUUGGAGAGGCCCUUGGGGACUUCUCUCAAACGUAUGAUCUCUUGUUUUUUCUUUGUUUAAGGAAACUUUGAUCGAAUGUUAUUUUAUAUUCUUUGUUCUCAUUUUAAGGUACUGGAACAACAUGAAGCUGUGGUACAAACAAAAGGUAAUAUCGAUUAUAAACACUGUAUAUUAUCUAUCUGUCACACUUUAAAUUACCGCUACUCUUAAAGAAAAUAUUGUUUCUGCUUUUCAGAGGAAUCUUUUACCUUGUUUAAAAUAAUGUUAAAUUGUAGCUGUAAGAGUAAAAUUUUAAUUCUUGUGUCAGUAUUAACUAAGCAGUAUUAAGCGGAAACAUGAGCUUGAUAUACUGUCUUGUCGGAGGGACUUUGUGGGCACGUGCUGGGGUGGAGUGCGGUGUACCCUUAUCCAUCACAAACCUUUUUACUGUACAGCUUAUUAUCAAUAUGUGAGUAACACAUACAGGGUCGUCUAAACAGUUUAAAAACUUUAAAAGUGGAUUCAAAGAUACUCAUAGAUAUCAUGGUAAUAUACAAAGUGCAAAAGAUGGGAUGGGUGUUUAAUAAUAAUAAUAAUUUAUAAUAAACGUAAUAAUAUACUGUAAAAUUGCAAAAAUAAGCCCCUCCAUGUAUAAGCCCUUUUCAAAUAUAAGGCCCCCCCCAAACUCGUAAUGCAAAAAACCCUCUGUUAAAUCGCCCCUUCAAAUAUAGCCCCCGCCCCCGGGGGCUUGUACUUGGAAAUUGCCCUCAAAUACAAAGUAAAGCAAAGCAAAAACGGUGAAUUUCCUUUCAACUAUAAGGCUAGCCCAAUCAAUUUUGAAACGCAAGAUUCCCUGCGUAGAUAAGCCCCCCCCUGAAAAUAAGUCCCUCCAAAAUUAAGCCCCUCAAAAGGGGCCUUUGAAAAAUAUAAGCCCCGGGGCUUAUUUUCGGAAUUUUACGGUACUAAUACUACUAUUAGGCCAUUUCCGAGUUCCUAGGGAAAUGACUUUUUAUUCUCAUGCAAAUAAAACUCAUUUUCACAAGAAAAGUUGUGCACUUGGUCUCAUUUUGAAAGUGAGGCUUCUGGAACUCGCAAGUGGCAUAUUAUAUUGUUAUUAUAUUAAUAUUGAUAUUAAUAUUAUGUUUCUUAUUACCAUUCUAACACCUUCCUAAUGGUGCACACCAAUAAAAUAUUAUUAACACUUGAUGUGUUUGCCUAAAAUUGUAAAAAAUUUAAGGUGGCCCAACCUAUUUAUAUGCGUGUUGGUUAUGUUUUUGAAUCGUGCAAACAGUCGAUUAUUCAAUCGUGACCAUACAACUUGCUGCACAAAAGGGUUGGUCAAAUUUAACCUUAAACUGCUACGCAAAGACAUUUGUGAAAGUUGACGCACAAACAGAGGAAGAGUGCCAACAGACUAUCUCCUAUUUGAAAGGGUAAUUCUUACCCUAGCUUUAUUGCAAGAAACUGAGUAAUCAGAACCUAUGGCAAAUACAGUCAGCACUACAAGAAGAACAACUUUAUGCUGAGUGUGCGGUGAAAUUGAAGACCUUCCAUUCAUCAAACUUACUUUGUAUUUGUCCCUCUCUUUUUGAAACAAUUCUUAACUAAGCAAAAUAUAGUAUCUACGAAAAACUCUCAAGAGUUCUUAGAGUUGCAGGUUCCCAUCAUGAGGAGAAAUAAAGCCACUAACUCCAGUACUUCUAACCAUCCAUUUUUGCAAUGAAAACCUUGUAUUUGCUAAUUUAUUCAAGAUUUUUAGAGUUGCUGUUACAUUCACGCAGGAAGUUUGCCACUUGGGGAUAAAGAUGAAGAAAAAUAUGACAGUCUUCUUAUUCUUCUCAUUAUCCCUGAUGGCAAACUGCCCUUGUGAAUGUGAUGGCAAUUAGUCUAAGAAACUCGACUGAAUUACCAAGUACAAGGGUUUUCACUGCAGUUGAAAAAAGGAUGGUUCGAAUUACUGGAGUUGGUGGCUUUAUUUUGCCCCAAAAUGGGAACCUUCGAUGCUAAAAACUGGUGGGAGAUCUCUGUAGAUGCCAUAUUCUACUUUUUAUAAGAUUUUUUUUUUAAAAGAAAAGAUCAAAUACACAGUAACUUUGAUAAAUAGAAGUUUUUUAAUCUCAUUGUGCACUCAGCAUGAAGUUGUUCUUCUUGUAAUGCCAACUGUACUCCCCACAGGUUUCUGAUUAUUCAGUUUCUUGCAAUAAAGCUUUGGGUAAGAAUACCCUUUCAGAUAGAAGAUAGUCUGUCGGCACUCUUUCUCUGUUUGUGUGUCAACUUUCACAAAUAUGUUAGCAUAGCAUUUUAAAAUUAAAUUUGACCAGCAUUCUGUGCAGUAAGUUUUAUGGUCCCUAUUGACUUCAAACUUGCAGAUAAAAAUGAGAGUUCUAAGGCUUAUGUGGUGAUGUUAGGGAAGAAUCUGUUGCAGGAUUUUGAAGUUCUCUACAUUUUUCAUAAAAUGUGGUUUUAAAUAUAUGCCGAUAUCUCAAGUGUUUUUAUAACUACAAGAAAAUAAGUAACAUUUUCUUCAUUAAGGAUGCCAAAAAUCACAGAAAUUGGUUAAAUCGUUCCUGCUGGAAAAAUGCGACCAAAACAAACAUGUAAAUAGGUUUUAGGCCACCUCAAGAACAGUGACCUUUCAUUCAAUCAAAUAAAUAAGACCAAGAUACAUGGUGGCAUACUUCAAAGAUCAGAAAUCUAUGUCCCAACACUGUAAAAAUCUGUUGGACCUUCCUAGUGAAGUCAAAUUGGAUUUACACCGUAUAUGCAUAACAGAAAGCUCUUCCAAGGUCUGAGAAUUACGGAGAAAAAAUUUCAUCUUAUGAAUCAACCCUGUUUUGAUUACAAAUUUAAACGUAACUUCUGCAGUUUAAGUUGCUUUGCUGACAGGUAUUCUAAUCCAUGAUCCCUACAAACAUACACAAACCAUUUGUAUAUUUUCUUACAAUCUUGUGCUAAUGCUUUUGAUGAUUUUUCUUUAUUAUACAUAUUAAAUUGUGUAAUGCAGUUGAUGUCUUAUAAAUGUCAUAAUGCAGAUUUCCAAAGAGGAGUUUGACACGCAGGCGAAGAAAUGCCUUGGCAAUGACAACAGUAAGUUUACAAUAAUUAUUUUGUAUGAUCAGAGCUGUGAUAAAACUUUGUGUCAAUUUGUUGUUGCUUUAUUAAUUUUUGUCAUAACAUAAUGUUAAACUUGCAGUCAGUGUAAUGUAACCUUUAGAAUCAACUAGGUUUUACAACAAGGGAAACAUGGCAUGCCUGAAACUAUCAUUUGUCGUUGACGUCAGUUCACAUAUUGAACAGUGUAAAAACUACCGUAAAUGAUAUAAAGUUUGUAUCAACAACAGGAACAUAACUGAAACUUCAGUAUACUGCACUAUAAAACACAUUUGUUUGUCAUGGACCAAAAGAAAUGAGUUUAGCUUUCCUCCCCUGAGUCAGAAAAGAAUUCGAUUUCCUCUACAUCGCCUAGUCCGUUAGUAUGGUAGACCAUCGAUGUUGAUGCUGGAAAUUAACGACCCACCAAGAGUAACGACACCCCGAAAGUAAUGAGCUGAAAGUGACGAGGGUUGCUACUAUGGGAACUUUACAUUAGGUUAUCUUAGAUAUCUGCAGCAUUAAAUGCGGUAAAGUGUGAUCAAUCUGUGCAUUUUGAUUGGUUAGAUUGUUGAACACACAGUACUGGGACAAAAACAGGCUUAACAAAGAACCCGUUCUUGUUUUACUCUAUAUAAAUGUUGUGGUUCAAUAAUUUUAUCCUUGGUUGAAAUUUAGUUUUCUCUUGUGUUUUAGUCUGUCAGUUUAUGAUAAUGACUUUGAAACACAGGGAAAUUGUACUGCAUAAACCAAGGAUGAAAUUAAACCACAACAUUAUCAUACAAUUUGUUCUAUUUGACUUUUUUUCAGUUCAUUUUCACAACGAUUUCUUACUGGCCAUUUUAGCCAAAUGUCAAGCCCUUGGGGCUACCCCAGGUGUGUUAUCUUAGUUAAUGUUAUAGGAUGAUUAUACGUUUCUGGGAAACUGCUCAGCUACCCCUCCCCUAAGCCAGCAUUAACACUUAUUUCUCACUUAGGUCAAAAUGUUGAUUUAAGGGUGGGGUAGGUAGUCAGUUUUCCAGAAAUGUAUAAUGAUCCAUGUUAUCUAACAUUAGGGACCUUGUCUUGCCUUGUACUUUGAAGCUGGAAGAAACAUGUUUGUCAUUUCUGAACAGUCUCUCUCCAUGAGCAGUGAGUAGCAUGUGGAGACGACUGUGUUUCUUGACUUUUGGUGACCCAAAACCUUAACUGCAUAUUUGGAUGUAUAUUCUGUAUAGUAUCAGACAAUAGGGAACUUUUUAAUAUGCAACAGGAUGGUAGAGCAAAGAAGGACGGCAAACCUUGUGUGACAAGCAUGAGAAAAAUUUUGUUAGAAAACAUUUUCUGCCAAACUUCACCUUCCUUUGAACAGAUAUUUUCGUAAAGGACCAGAACACAGUAAUGUCAAUUGAGGAUCACAACAAUCACUCAAGUUAUACCCCUGUCAUGUUUGUCACACACGGAAGUUUUGUUGUUUUCUACAGGCAGCAACAGUGGCACAACAUUGCAUGGAGGGGGUUGGGGAGGAUAAGCUACAUUUUUCUUCUUUAAAGUUGGCAAAACAUCAGAAGGUGUCUCAACUAAUUUUGUCAUGAUUGUAGCAUUACACUUGUAUGGUUAUUAUUAAAAGAUGAGAAUAGUAUCUACUGUUUAGUUCUGUUGAAUGAAUUUCCUUUUCAUUUCUACAGCAUCACAUCCCAGAACACCACAAAAGCUGGCUCCUAAACCACAGCUGAUCAAGAAAGGAAAAAUCAAGAAACCCAAAAAAGUAUUAAAGGCAAAUUUUGAGGUAAAGAUGAAUAAAUGUAACCCAUUAAAACAAAUGUCUUGCAUGAGUUUGAGCCAUUCUAAUCUUACUGACUGACUGUGUUCGUUUUAUAGCAAAGGUUCACUCCAUGCGAUCCUCUUCAAGGAGCUCCUGAACUCUCCCUUAAAGAAUUAUCAGAAGAAAGUGAAAUUGGACUUUGUACCUAUGAUAUGAUGUUACCCGACACUGCUACAAUAUAUGGUCGAUUGUUUCUUGGUGCUUGGGAUGCAGGAUUGGAUAAUGUGGCUGAUGAUACUGUUAGCCUCAUGCUUCAUGCUACUGAGGUAAUACAGCAUUGCUUAACUCUAACAAACACAGUUAAAGAAACAUAGCUGAUGUAGCUAAAAUCUUCUGUCAUGUAAAACCAGAAUUCAACCUAGUUGGAAUAGAAGUUUCCUCUGUUUUCUAGCCCUCUAGUUAUUUUUUGAGACAAAGAGAAUAAAAAAUCAACCUACAUGUAGGUUAAAUCAAAAUAACUGAAAUUUAACCUGGAACAUACCCACCUGAAAUGGCACUUAUGUUUUCUAGCCCUCUACAUAUACUUUUUUGAGACAAGGGGAAUAAAAAAUCAACCUACAUAUAGGUUAAAUCAAAAUUACACCUGAAAGCAAAUUUGACCUGGAACAUACCCACCUGAAAUGGUGGUAGUGUUUCUUUAUUUGGGUCUCAUAGAUUUAGGCAGUAUUAGUAAGCCUGUGUUGCCUGUGAUUAGAGUAGUAGACAAUGAGUAGUCCCUCAUUUUGUAUAGGGAUACUAGAGCGAGCUUAAGUGGGAACAAGCAUGAAAUUGCCAUUUGUAAGGAGGGGGACAAGCAGAGGGAAAUUUCUCUCCUUCUUCCAUGUCUCACCUCUCCCCACAGGUGACAAACUUUCACGUGCACUAACAUAUUUUGCUUGCUUAACAAUCCUUGAGGAAAGCGAAGGACUACUAGUCUUGUAUUCUGUUUUAAUGGUGGCUAUGUAGGCACAGUAGUAAUUGUAAUAAAUAUUGCAACGAUCAUAAUUAUCUUCAUUAAAUCUGUAUUUCUGAAGUUCACAUCAUUCUAUGAAAUAUUUUGAUUAUAACCGAAGAAGGCAUCUGAUGUUGCAGGCUAUGGAAUCUGCUGCUGUCAUUAUUUCAAGCAGCUACAUGUAGAUAAUGUGUAGAAAAUCAUUAUUAACUUAUCUCUGCGAUGCUGUGUGUCGAAUUCCCACAAGUGCAGUACAUCGAUUUUAGUGAGUCAAUUCAUGUUUGAAAGUGGCCGCCAUUGUGACUAGUGAACACAUUAACUUAUCGAUAAUUUUUGUGGUCAGUCGCUUUUUGAUCUUUAAGGUGUUCCCUAAAUGGAUUAAAUCCAGGCUUGGGGACCCUGACAAUUUGUCCCUUUCCCCUGAAUAGAGGUGUCCCUUCAAUAGAGGCAACAAAUACAAAGAUUCUGUGAACAUUUUUCCGGGACCAAAUUUUGUGUCCCCUGAAUGAAGGUGACCCUUGAAUUAGAGGUGUCCCAAAGGAGAGGUUUCACUGUAAAAACAAAAGCAAACAAAACAAAGAAAGGUAUUAAUAAUAGCCAUGCAAAUUACUUUUUGAUAUUUUAUAAAUCCUGAAAGACUAUUACUUCAAUUUGACAUUCGUAAGGUUGAGAGAAGUAAAUUGGCCACACUAAUUAAGCAUUUUGAGUUUGAUUCUUUCUUCCUGUUUAACUUCUUUCAAUUCCCUUUUUUUAAUUUUCCUAUGACAGCGUUAGUGUAAAUAGGUGUAGUGAGAUGUACUAAGGGGUCACCAGUGCCAUCUAGCAUAUAUAUCACUAUCAGGCUUACCAACACAACAAGAAAUUCGGCCUAAAUUAAUCAGUCGCAUUUCUUAUUAAAGGCACUAAUGUUUGCAUAUUACGUGGACAUACCCCUGUGGUAAGGUCAAGAAUUUAACUUAGUGGAAUUUAUUGUUUUUGAUUGCAGCACCUUGUAAAAGAUAUCUUAACAGUUUGUUGUUCAACGAGAAGUUCUUUCAGACUUAAAGAUGGACAUUUUCGCUACGCCAUCGGUAGCACCUAUCCUAGGCUACAUCUCAGAAACAGUACAAGUCCCUGGCCUCCAAAUUCUGAAAGGUGAGGCAUUAGUAGUAAUCUUUAUUUCGAUUCGGUUAAAACUCAUCAGGAUUACAUAAAUAAUAAAGUAGAAAAAAAUUACAGUAUAACCAUCAAUAUUUAUACAAGAAAAUACGUAUUCUAAAAAAACAAAACCUGCUUUUCAAGGGUGCCCUGCGUUGAAGGUAGUAACGUGUGCAGUGUCUGAAAACUCUGAAGGGUUUGAGCUUGCCGCAACUCUAUUGGAAGACUAUUCCGGAGCACUGCCCCGGCAUAGGUAAACUCCUCUUUCGGAAUUCAGUACGAGGAAGCGGAAGGGAAAGUUUGCCCUCGGAGUCUUUUAAUGAAUGGGUUGAUAGACUACAAAUUUAGAACGGAGAUAAUCUGGGGCAAGACCGUCGUGUGAUUUAUAGAUCAUAACUACGUUUUGAACCUUUCGGUGGCAAUCCAGGCAUCAUUUGUGUUUUUUCUUUUCGUAGUAUUUGCAGACUUUAUUCAGAACAAUUCAUCAGUUUGCCUUUCUGUGUAGUGGAAAGCUAUUUAUGUAGCUUUAAUCUUAGUCCUUUUCUAAAGUGAAGCAAAAAAAAAUGUGUCAACAGAAAAUGUUUGUUUGAAAAUUCUAAAAUUUAAACUGGCCGUUGCUUCCCAACGUGCUGUGAAUAAGACAGGAAAAAACAAAUGGUUUGCAUUUCCCCCUUUCCGUGUUGGUAAUUUUUGAAACGUCCCUCUCUCUGUCCAGAAAAAAUUUUUAUUUGUCCGGGAUUCGACCGGCUGGGAUAAUAGUAGCCCGAGAAAACAGCCGACAUUUGGCGAAGCUACCACUGGUUUCCCCGCCAAAUGACGUCUGAGAAAAAAGCGCAGAAACUCCAUACUGAUGACGCGUCACUACCAAAAUCUGGGUAGCGCUUAUGAUUACUUCUGAUUGGAUGAAGCAAAUUUUCAACCAAUCAGAAGCACUCAGGGCCCAGAUCUAGGUAGUGACACCACAUCAGAUGUCAUUUUCGCGGGAAAACUAGUGCUACCUCUACUGAUAUACUCUUUAACGCUUUCACAUCGAAAAGAGAUUAAAAAACUAGUAGUGGCGUCGCGAGAUGUCGGCUUUUUUCUCAGGCUAGGGAUGGUAGAUGACGCGGGUAUUCCGAAGUCAGAGUGAAGCAACACAUUGGUUGAGGUAGGCACGAGAGAUAUCUUAAUUAGACCAGCUGACCAUAGUUUACCGAUUUUGUGUGAUUUGUGAUUAGGUCUGUUGGCAACAGCAAUAACGGCAGAACGUUAGAACAAGCUGAAGCGGAAGCAGCAGUAACUAUUGCCUCUAGUGAUAGCAGAGUUGUUUCUAAUCCCCCUAUAUCACUGAUGGAUCUUAGAGACGCUUUACAGGUGAGCUACAAAACUUUAGGAUACCCAAGGUUUUAAUUUAAAGACACAUUUGACUAGAUGGUGUUAUGACUGUUUUAUUGUAAGAGUGUUGUGACCUAGUUGAUUUUUAGUCGUUUAGUCGCGUAAAUUGCUUGCAAUAUGACGGAUUUUCAAUUGGGCAUUUUCGAGUCUCCCGCCGAGCGUCUGCUUUAAACCAAAGCAAAGUGCGAAGUCAUAUAUUACGAAAAUUAUUUUUUAUUUUCAUACAAAUAAAACUCAUUUUCACGAGAAACGCUUCGCACUUUGCCUCGUUUUGAGAGUGAAAGUGUUUGAAACUGGGAAAUGGCUUAUUCCCGUGGCCCGUACCGCACUUGUCAAAGAAGGCUGGGCUUAAAGAAAUCGUGACUUUUUAAGUGGCACUCUAUCUGAUUCAUCCAUUUCGUUUCUUAUUUCAGGUUCAUCGGAGAGUAAUUCCUUCACAUACUGUUUAUUCGGCUAACAUUGAAAGAACACUAGCGAAUAUGUGUCAUCCAAGUAACGAUGAACUCGAACAAAAUCAGCUCCAUAAACUGGAGGCAAGGCGAAGAUACGAAAGACUGAAGCAACAACGGAGCUUACGAUUGUAA
Porites evermanni is the source of this 8945-nucleotide messenger RNA. The record is from the annotation of a GenBank genome assembly. NCBI's taxonomy places the organism in Eukaryota, Metazoa, Cnidaria, Anthozoa, Scleractinia, Poritidae.